Messenger RNA from Zingiber officinale, 1350 nucleotides. Its product is annotated as 50S ribosomal protein L3-2, mitochondrial-like. Gene Ontology annotation, biological process: translation. The record is from RefSeq and is a predicted model, not a curated record. The transcript has 5 exons. Bases 135 to 1061 code for a protein of 308 amino acids. Gene Ontology annotation, molecular function: structural constituent of ribosome. Lineage: Eukaryota; Viridiplantae; Streptophyta; Magnoliopsida; Zingiberales; Zingiberaceae. Gene Ontology annotation, cellular component: ribosome; mitochondrial large ribosomal subunit.
CACCGGCACAAAUAUUCACUCGCCCGUCGCGUUUCAGCACCGCCCUUGUCGCCGCCGUCGUGAUGCUCUUCUGUCGCUCCUCCAGCGGCUGCGUUUUCCUCUUUCACUAAUAUACCUCAUCCGCUGCCGCUUCAAUGUCCGCCGCCCCUAGAGGCCUCUUCGCCCGCAUCCGCACUCUCUGCUCCAGCUUUAGGAUCGAGGCGCAGCGCCACCGGAGCUUCAGUGACCUCCCCCUCGUCGUAGAUGGUGAGAUUGAUGCCGUGCCUCGGAUCAUCGAGGCGAAGGCCAGUGUGAUGACUCCCGACUCGAGAAGGACCGGCGUCAUCGCACUCAAAUGCGGUAUGACAGCUCUAUGGGACAAGUGGGGAGCUAGGGUUCCGAUCACGGUUCUUUGGGUGGACGAUAACAUCGUUUCCCAGGUUAAGACCGUCGAGAAGGAGGGAUUUUUUGCUCUUCAGAUUGGAGCUGGACAGAAGAAGGAGAAGCAUUUGACUAAGGCCGAAGUGGGACACUUCAGAGCUCAAAAUGUUCCUAUGAAGAGGAAACUGAAAGAAUUUCGGGUUACAGAGGAUGCACUUCUUCCCGUUGGUACACAAAUUUCAGUCCGUCAUUUUGUUCCUGGACAAUAUGUUGACGUGGUUGGCAUUACGAGGGGUAAAGGCUUUCAGGGUGGAAUGAAAAGGUGGGGUUUCUCCGGUAUGCCUGCAUCCCAUGGUGCAUCGUUGUCUCAUAGAAGCUUAGGGUCAACUGGCCAGAGGGAUGCACCAGGAAAGGUUUUUAAAGGGAAGAAAAUGCCUGGACGAAUGGGUGGAAAGCAAUGUACUAUGAAGAAUGUGUGGGUAUACAAAAUAGACCCAGCCAGAAACUUGAUGUGGGUGAGAGGCCAGGUGCCUGGUGCUGAAGGAAACUUCGUCUUCAUCAAAGAUGCUGUAUACAAGAAGCCGGUCAUAUCUACGCUACCAUUUCCGACCCAUUUUUCCCCUGUUGAUGAAGAUCCAUCCACACUAGAACCAAUAGUGGCUGAUCACGGAGAGGACGAUCCUUUCAUGGCGGCAGAUUAACUAUUCCUUCCUCAGAUUUUCCUUUAGUAAGAUGUGCUCCAGAUAGUGAUAAAAGCUUUAAAAGAUUUUGAGUAGUGAUUGUUCCUUCACUAAGGCCUUUGGGUUCAAGGCGUUUCUUUUUUAUGUAUGUUUUUUUUGGCUUCUGGAAAGGAGAAAAAGGGAUUGCAACACGCUCAUCGCCCAUCACUUCUAUUGUAGCCAAAGGAAUGUGUCGUAAUAAUUCCUCCGUGACUUUAUACGUUAUUGAAAGUUCAUUCAUCAUGGCAUUUGAAUAUUAUAUUUGCACUUC